Molecule: messenger RNA, 1602 nt
Organism: Solanum tuberosum (potato)
Lineage: Eukaryota; Viridiplantae; Streptophyta; Magnoliopsida; Solanales; Solanaceae
Product: lysine histidine transporter-like 6
Exons: 8
Coding region: 77-1393 (438 amino acids)
Source: RefSeq, a predicted model, not a curated record
AGUACAAAUACCUGUUCUUGUUUGCUCAAACAAACUCACACAUUCUUUGUCUCUUUUUCUUAUUUCAUUUGCAAACAUGGUUUCAUCUUCUCCUCCACCAGCUCCAAAGGAAGUUCCUUCAGAUGAAAAAUGGGCAGAAGAUGGUCCACCUCGCGAAGCGAAAUGGUGGUAUUCGACGUUUCAUACUGUCACUGCCAUGGUUGGUGCUGGUGUUCUUAGCCUACCUUAUGCCAUGGCUUACUUAGGAUGGGGUCCAGGGAUAGUAGUGAUGAUCUUAUCAUGGUGUAUAACUUUGAACACAAUGUGGCAAAUGAUUCAACUCCAUGAAUGUGUGCCCGGGGUUCGUUUUGAUCGAUACAAGGACCUUGGAAAACAUGUUUUUGGACCAAAACUUGGGGCAUGGAUUGUGCUUCCACAACAACUGAUAGUUCAGGUUGGUUGUGACAUAGUGUACAUGGUUACUGGAGGAAAAUGUUUGAUGAAAUUCAUGGAGAUUGCUUGUACUAAUUGCACUCGAAUUCGACAAUCUUAUUGGAUUUGCAUCUUUGGUGCCAUUCAUUUCUUUCUUUCACAAUUGCCAAAUUUCAAUGCUGUUUCUGGUGUUUCAUUAGCUGCUGCAAUCAUGUCUCUAAGCUAUUCAACUAUAGCAUGGGUGGGUUGUGUGGGAAAAGGCAGAGUCCCUAACGUGAGCUACGCGUACAAGGCAACAAGUCCAGUGGACUACAUGUUCCGUGUCUUCAACGCGUUAGGCCAAGUAUCGUUUGCUUAUGCAGGCCACGCGGUUGUCCUUGAGAUUCAGGCUACAAUUCCAUCAACACCUGAAAAGCCUUCCAGAGUACCAAUGUGGAAAGGUGCUGUAUGGGCUUAUUUUGUCAAUGCCCUGUGUUAUUUCCCUGUUGCAUUCAUCGGGUACUGGGCGUUUGGUCAAGAUGUCAAUGACAACGUGCUCGUGGGACUUGAAAGGCCAUCUUGGCUCAUUGCAGCUGCUAACUUAAUGGUGGUUGUCCAUGUCAUAGGCAGCUAUCAGGUUUAUGCUAUGCCAGUAUUUGAUCUGAUGGAGCAAAAAUUGGUGAAAACAUGGAAUUUCCCACCUGGUGUACUGCUGAGAUUCAUCGUUCGUACUACAUACGUUGCUUUCACUUUGUUUUUUGGUGUAACAUUCCCUUUCUUUGGUGAUCUUCUUGGUUUCUUUGGAGGAUUUGGAUUUGCUCCUACUUCUUACUUUCUCCCAAGCAUAAUGUGGCUUAAGGUCAAGAAACCAAGAAGAUUCAGUACCUCAUGGUGGAUAAAUUGGGCAUGCAUAUUUAUUGGAGUAUUUAUUAUGAUAGCCUCCACAGUUGGUGGAUUGAGAAAUAUUGUUGCUGAUUCAUCCUCCUAUGAGUUCUAUUCAUGAAGAAUACAUUUGAAAUUUAAUUUAAAAUAAAUCUAUUAUUGGAUGGAAUCUAAUCCAGAAAAAAAAUUAGUUAAAAUUCCAAUAUGUAGUAGGGCCUUUGCCUGAAUCCUGAUUAAAUACGAGAUACUUUAUGUACCGAGCUAGCUGCUUUUUUAGCAGUAGUUUGUUAAGAUUUCUGAUUUUAGCAAAUUUCCUUUUUAUCCAUUUUA